This is a messenger RNA of Spodoptera frugiperda (fall armyworm), 4239 nucleotides long. Its product is annotated as venom serine carboxypeptidase-like. The transcript has a single exon. Gene Ontology annotation, molecular function: serine-type carboxypeptidase activity. The record is from RefSeq and is a predicted model, not a curated record. Gene Ontology annotation, biological process: proteolysis. Lineage: Eukaryota; Metazoa; Arthropoda; Insecta; Lepidoptera; Noctuidae. Bases 274 to 1659 code for a protein of 461 amino acids.
AUAUUUUUUUAUAGGUAUUUAUAAAAUCACGACCAAAGGUUUGAAACCUCUUUUCUGAUUACAGUUUACUCUGUAAACUCGUCUUUUUGGAUUUUAGCCUUUAACGACAUAUGACAAUGACAUACAUUUGUGCAAUAUUUGCUUGAAAGCUUGCAGCAUGUUACGCGAAAUAUUUAAAACAUACGAAAGGUUUCAGAGAUCGAUGAUUUUGUACAGAACAAAUAGUUCACCUUACGAGUGUCUCAGCUGUACCACUGCAUCGAAUCGUAUGUUAUGUUACUUUUGAGCACAGCACUGAGCUUGUUAACUUUGGUAAACUCUAUAUUCUUCCCAAUCUAUCCGAGGCUGAAGCUACCAGCGAAGUCAUGCAAAGAAGCAGGGACACCAGUAUUUGUGACCCCCUACCUCAAACAGGGUUUAAUAGGUGCAGCGCAGAAUGUCACGCGCGUGCUUUUACUAGAUGUACCAGAAGUUGCGAGUCACGCCGGAUUCUUCACUGUUGACCAAAAGUACAACUCCAAUCUAUAUUUCUGGUAUUUCCAUCCGUUUACUAGGAACAAAACGGCACCGGUGCUAUUGUGGCUUCAAGGCGGACCGGGAAGUAGCUCUCUAUUCGGACUCUUCGUAGAAUUAGGACCCCUAAUGGCCUUGGGCAACAAGUUUGUGCUAAGAAAGUAUCACUGGGCUCUGCACUACCACGUAGUAUUCAUUGACAGCCCAGUGGGAACCGGAUUCAGCUUCACACAAAAUACAAAAGGUUACUGCACCAACCAGGAUUGCGUCGCCAAGGCACUCUACGGGGCCUUGAGACAAUUUUUCCAAUUAUUUCCACAUUUGGCACACAAUGAUUUUUAUAUAACCGGCGAAUCUUACGCAGGCAAGUACAUACCGUCUUUAGGAUUGAUGAUCCACAAAGAAAAUGCUAAAACGAAUUGCAAAAUUAAUUUGAAAGGUAUGGCGCUGGGGAAUGCUUACUCGGAUCCCAUAAAUCAGUUGGAUUAUGGGAACUUUCUGUACCAACAUGGAUUGCUGGAUAAUUACCAGCGGAAAGUAUUUCUGAAAACCCAAAAUGAAAUUUACGCGGCAAUAAAGAACGAAGCGUGGACACAAGCGAAUAUAUUGAUGGACCGACUGAUGGACGGGGAAGUGACGCAUUUCGCGCUGUUUAAAUUCUAUACAGGGUUUAAUUAUUAUUAUAAUUUUCUGCAAUCGACAUUGAGUGACGAGAAGACGCCAUUUAUGAAGUUGUUACAUAAGAACGACGUGCGGCGGAGUAUACAUGUGGGGGGGAGGUCGUUCCAUGACGGGGAGACGGUGCAGCUGAUGCUGUCCUUAGACAUGAUGCAGUCGGUAGCGCCGGCCAUCUCCGAGCUACUGUCACAUUACCGCAUGCUCUUCUACAACGGACAACUAGACAUUAUCGUAGCAUACCCGCUGACAAUCAACUUCAUAAACAAUCUGAACUUCUCCGCUUCCGACGAGUACUUUAGAGCAACGAGGAUCAUUUGGAAAGUGGGCAAUAAUAUAGCCGGGUAUAUAAAGACCGGCGGGAACCUUACCGAGGCGUUGGUCAGGAACGCCGGUCACAUGGUGCCGAAGGAUCAGCCUAGAUGGGCUCUGGAUUUGAUACAAAAAUUUAUCAAUAAUGAUUAUAGAUGAGAACCUGCCAAGUGCCGCUUUUACUGCAAGCGGACACAAUAUUUUGCUUUUUUAUGAUUGACCAAGUCUGCGCGGUAGGUGCGAUUCCCCCGGAGCAACUCUGUGUGAUCCACAAAUUGUUGUUUCGGGUCUGGGUGCGAUGUGUAUGUGAACUUGUAUGUUCACUCACGACGCAGAACUUAGUGUGGGGUAACGUUUUUAAAAAAGUAAUGUAAAGAGAAUUAAAAGUACUCAUAUACUUUGCUUGAAUCUCUCUACUUUUAAUAUUGUUAUUAAUGUAUUGAUUGUUCAAGGAACAAAAUGUAGGUAUAUAAUAUUAUAUGCUUUUACACCUAGUAAAUAAUACUCAAAUAUUUUAAUAAUCUGUAUAGUUGUGGAGGUCUCUCCUUUUCGGGAUUGAUUCCGAUUAAUCUAUAAUUUAAUGUGCAAUAUUAUAUUAUAUUAUGUAACUUAUACAUAGCGCUUGUAUUUUUUAUACAAAUGAUGAAAAUAAAAACAUAUUUGUCAAUUUAUCAAUUAGUUUUAUUUCAUAAAUGCAACUAAUGCUAAAUAAAUACUAUCAACUAAGAUCUUACUCAUUACAAAUACAGUCACUUGUUUACACAUUCUAGUCUAAACAAUAGUAGUUUUAUUUUUUCUUUAUUGUUCUGUAAAAUAAGCAGCAAACCUUAGUAUGAGUUUGCUUUACGUUUAAAGUAAUCGAAACGAGAGCGUGUUCGGCGCUCUGAUUGGUUGGUUUAUUCGAGCUGGCCAAUCAGAGCGCCGAACUUGCUUAUGUUUCGAUCUCAUUAAACGUUAAACAGACUUGUACUAAGGGUUUAAGGUUUAAGGUAACAUUUCAUAACCAUUUUCAUUUUACCUACUAAUCCUCAUUCUCAUCCUACUAAUAUUAUAAAUGUGACAGAUUGUGAGUAUGGCUGUGUUUUCUAUUUCGCGGAAAAACAGCUGAAGAGAUCGGGUUGAUUUUAUAUUAGAGAAGGAAUAAGUUCAAGUGGGCAAAGUCGUAUAAAGGUACGCGUCCACAGGCCCGCAUUGUACGCAUCGCACGCAACGGAUUUUAGUUUGUCUUGUAUAGAAACUCAUACAACUGCGUCCACUGAUCCGCAUCGUACGGACCGCAUCAUCGGUAAUGCCUACAUGCGAUGCGUACGAUGCGGGCCUGUGGACGCUUACCUUAAGCUAGUAUUUCUAUAUCAUUUUAAAAUAAAGGAAAUAUGGCAACUUGAAAAUGCCAAUGUAAUAUUUAUCAGAACAUCCAAGAUAAAAUAAAACUACUAUUAUUUCACUCUCCUAUAAGCAAAACCACACUCAACAAUUAUUCUAUGAAAAAAUAUUUAUAAUUGAAAACUGAUUGGACAUUGUUAUUAAAAUCAUAAAACUAAAUAACGAUGUGUAAUGGAAAUUAAUAAAGACAAGUAUUUUGAUAAUAAUUCAAAUAAUACCUAAAGCGAUUAAUUUCUAUUUCAUUAUUUAUGGUAAAUUUUAAUUAUUGAAUCAAAUUAAUCAGAAAUGUUAUUCAAUUAUUAAAUUAUUCAAGGCUACUGUUUUUUUGCUCAAUAGAUGGCUCUACCAUAGCGUGAGACCCUGUUUGUCCAAUGGAGAAUCAAACUAUUGGGUACUAUCCUCGGUCAAAAAUAAAUUAUUACAACUUUUCAAUACAAUAAAAUAUUAAAAAAUAAUCACACUUUCAUUCAUAAAUUUGAUGAACUAUUUAAUUUUCGAUUUUUUCUAGCUAAAUUUCUAGAAAUAAGUCUGCUAUUUGACGUCAAAAACUUAUGACGUCAUAACGCACUAUUUCAUACAAAGUUCAUAGAAAAUAUCGUUUUUGACGUUUCGAAAAAAGUAUUGAAUUUGACUAGUAGGAAAGUAGCCUAUUGUCAAACCACUGGAUAUUAAAUGUUUGACAGUUACAGUGAUUGGAGAAAAGGGGGCCUCACGGUACUUUAGUGUCAUCUGAACCCUUAGUAUUAGUUAGCUUUACGUUAAAAAUGUGCGUAAAUCGAAACGAGAGCGCUUUCGGCGCUAUGAUUGGUUGGUUUAUUCGAGCCGGCCAAUCAGACUGCCGAACGCGAUUCGAUUACUUUAAACGUAAAGCGCAAACUCAUACUAAGGGUAACAGUGAGCAAAAAAUCUGUAGCCCUUAUAAAAGGGGACUUAUGAUUUAUGCUCAGAUUAAUAUUGAAAUUUCACUUCAUAGUCUAUAACAAAUAUCUGGAUAUCAAGAAAGUCAAAUACAUACAUAAACCAAUACUUAAUUAUAAUAAAAACAUGCUAAUAUUUUAAUGCUAUAUUUACAAUUUUUAAUUUAAUGGACUAUCGACUUUAUUUUAAGAGGAAUACAGUUGAAAAUGUAUCUAGUAAUCUGUCUGUAUUCUUGUGUUUGGGUGUCAUUGGAUACUUUUUGAUUACUCUUCAGCAAUGCAUGGUGAAGUUCUCAUUAUUUAUGAAAAUGCAUUUAACACAGAGCCUGCUGUGCUUCCAAAAUUAAAAAAUAACAUACAUAAGUUGGUUGUGAUAUUACAAUUUCAUCAAAUGGUUACUUAGUUAGGAAAAUAUGUACAUAUUCAAUCAAAUUUGGCU